GGAAAUCUGUGACUGAAGUUCAUCAACUGCUUUCUUCAACAAGUGCUUCCUUAUGCAUGUGCACUUGCUGUUGCGUCACUCACACACUCACACACUCAGCGAGGCUGGAAAAGAGUGUGUUUUUCUCGUUUUUAGUUUCUGUUCAGUGAUGACAUAGAACCAGAGUUAUGCCAAAGUUGGAUCAUUAACUGUGGCUCCGGUGGAUAAAUCAUUUCUUUCAGCUCUUUGGUGGAGAGAGAUGGACAAGGCGUCGCAGCGAGCGCAGGUGAAUGUGGAGCAGCCGCUGUCUCCAAACAGACGGAGAAGUUUCGGCUUCUCAUCUCUCCGCAUCAAAAAAAGACACAACAGCACUGACGAGGGUGAGUUUACGCAGCGGAGAGGGCUGCUGUCGUUUUCUUCAGUCCGGGAGACGUCAAGGAAGGAGCCUUCAUCAGAUGAUGAUGGUGGUGCUUCUCAGCGACAAGGCACUCGGGAGCAGAUGAAGACAGGUGAGCAGCCCAGAGGCAACCUCAUCUCUGAUGUCCCUGGGAAACUCAGUUCCAUCCCACCAGGGGAAGAUGAAGGUGGACGACAAGGGGCCCUCAAGAGGUUCAGUGCCAUGUGGUCGUCCUUCCGCAGAGGCAGAAAAGAGAAAGGGAAAGAACUGGAGCCCCCAGAACCAGAAGGCCCAGCAGCGGCAGAAAACUCAUCCCGACAGCAACGCUACGCCAGUGGCCAGUACUUCUUUGAGUAUCUGGUGGUGGUCAGCCUCAAGAAGACCAAGGACGACAGUAGCUAUGAACCCGAGAUCACCUACCAGUUUCCCAAGAGGGAUGGGAUGGCCAGACGUCAGAAGGAGGAGGAAGAGAAGACGCUCAAAGCGAUCACACUGUUCUGUUUCCCAGAGGGCAUCAACUGGGCUCCUCUGACAGAAUACCACAGCGAGACCUUCUCCUUCGUUCUGACUGAGAUUGACGGCAGCAGAAGAAAUGGAUACUGCAGGAGGUUACUGCCUGGAGGGAAAGGAGCCCGUGCCCCUGAGGCGUACUGCAUCAUCAGCAGUCUGGCUUGUUUCGGCCUUUUCUCCAAGAUAUUUGACGAGGUGGAGAAGCGGCGGCAGAUCUCCCGGGCUAUGAUCUACCCAUUCAUGCAGAAGCUGCGGGAGGCCCCAUUCCCAGCUCCGGGACACACUGUGGAGAUUAAAAGCUUCAUUCCGGAGUCGGGCACUGAGAUCAUCAGUCUGACUCGCCCACUGGACUCGUGGCUGGAACACGUCAACUUUGCCACGCUGUUCGGCUGCCUGACAGAUGAGGAGGUGUUAGUGGUGUUUGCCGCCGCUGUCCUGGAGAGACGCAUCAUCUUCAUCGCAGAUGAACUGGGCACCUUAUCCCAAGUCAUUCACGCAGUCACAGCCCUCCUUUACCCCUUCACCUGGCAGCACACCUUCAUCUCCAUCGUCCCCGAGAUCCUGAUGGAUGUAGUGAUGGCACCAACGCCGUACCUGCUGGGAGUCCAGAAACGCCUGCUGGACCUGGUCAUUGAUCAGAGUGAUAUGCUAAUGGUCGAUUUGUCAGAAGAUAAGAAGGAUACUUUCCUUUAUUCUAUUGGUGAUGAAAGCUCUAUUCUACCCCCGAAGCUCCAAGCAGAAAUACUUGAGUCUCUGAGUAAAAGACAAAAAGCGUCAACGGUGGAGGAGCUGAACCGGGUGGUGUACGAGGCCUUCCUGCAUUUCUUUGUGAGAACAGUCGGCCAUUAUGCGUCGUACGUGAAGUACAGUGGAAAAGAGCCGGGCGUGUUUGAGAGGAGGAGCUUCUACAAGGCCAUCGAGUCCAAGACGACUCGACACUUUGUCAAGAAGUUCAUCCAGACGCAGAUGUUUGACCUGUUUAUCCAGGAUGUGGAGCAGCAGCAGCCUGGACCUCAGCAAGGCGUAUUUCACAAAAAGAUCCUUGAAUACCAGGAGAAGAAGAAAAGGGACAAGGGGAAGAAACACUAACUCUCUGCAGGGAUCACUCGUGUAUAUACAGGAGUACAUAGGAAAAGAUGUAAAUGUUGUGACUUGUGUAUUUUUUUAAUGUCUCGUGUUGGUUUGCUUUUAAAUAAUGUUUGUAACAAUGUGUGUGUGUGCGUUACUGUAUGGUUAACUUGCUGCUACUCUGUGAAACACUGGGAGACUUGAGCGUCACAUGUUGGUCCUCAGGCUGUGGAGAAAGUGUGUCGCUGAUGACGAGCAGGAAAAUCAUUUCAAAUAAAGAUGUAGUUUUUGUUUUUUUUCUUAAAAAGUCCACGUUCCUAUGAUGUCUUAUUUUUAGACUCUGUUAUCCCAGAAUUCCUCUCUGUGCAAUGACCCCUGAGGGAUAAUAUAUGAGCCCAACUGUGCUGCAUGACGCUUUAAUAUACAUCAUCCAAAAGCAGCUCAACGGCUCAAUCUGUUGUUUUUGUUUGAUUUUAUCGUUGACAAAUGACACAUUGAGAUGAUUGAGCUACAGUGUUGACUGAAUCUUUUUUAUUAUUGUGUCAUGAAUAAGUACGAGUAUGUCUAGCCCCAAAUGGGCUUAUAAGACACCAUUAUUUAAACAUACAGACCAGCAACAAAGAGAAGAACACAAAUCACAGCAAACUAGAAACAAACUUGUAUACAUUUAAACAUCCAUUCUACUCUGUCGUCAUCAGUACACGAGAAUAUUUCUGGGUUUUCAUUCAGUGAAGGUGUUUUUAGAUCAUCGUAGAGAGGACGAUACAGAAGGAGUGACUCGUUCUCAAUUUCCCCUCAUGAACAUUUUUAAAUCAAUAAAUAUGUUGUUGGGGAGGGGGAAGCAACAUAAAAGCACACAUUUAGAUAGGUUGUUCAAAAAUGAAAUAUUUUAAUGAGGAGGAUAAAUCUGUAUUAAUCUAAAAAUAACAGGAGGAAUAAUAGGUCAUGCUUAAUUUGAAUUUAAAAGUUGAUGUUAAUAAAACAAAUAGCAUAACAGCAACAUAUUUUAUAUACAUUAAUGUAUUUACAUGUAAAUGAACUGGAUAUUAUUAUUAGUGUUAUUAUAAUUAGGGAUGAGUUGAUCUGAUACAGAACAGGAAAAAAAGACUAAAUCCGAUAUGAUCCAAACAUCUUUUAUAUCUCACGCUUCUCUUUGCACAGACUGUAAAAAUGUAAAUAAAAAGCAGCAGCAUUUUUA
Solea solea (common sole) is the source of this 3152-nucleotide messenger RNA. Its product is annotated as DENN domain-containing protein 2D-like. NCBI's taxonomy places the organism in Eukaryota, Metazoa, Chordata, Actinopteri, Pleuronectiformes, Soleidae. Bases 239 to 1975 code for a protein of 578 amino acids. The record is from RefSeq and is a predicted model, not a curated record. Gene Ontology annotation, cellular component: nucleoplasm; cytosol. The transcript is spliced from 17 exons.